AUGGAACAAAGGUUACGUCUUGAAACUUCAGUAGAUUGUUGUCAUUGCAUAGUUCUAAGUUUAGGUGAACCAUUCUACUACCAGUUCAACAUCGCUCAAAAUGGUACUUAUCUGGUACGCCUACAUUUCUUAGCCUUUUCUUCCACCUCAAGUGAUCUCUCCACAGCUGUUUUUGAUGUUUUGGAUUCUACGAAUUUCACACUGUUGAACAAUUUCACUGCCAAGAAUAGUACUAGUUCUCCUUUGAUAAAGGAGUUCUUUCUCAGAAUCAAUACUACUGACUCAUUUAGACUGUAUUUUACACCCCGGACAUCAUCUUUGGCAUUUGUAAAUGCCAUUGAAUUCUUAGCCAUCCCUUCAGAUUUCACCAACUUCAUUCCUGAGAAUUACACCAGUAAUUUCCAUUUACAGAAAAUUUACAGAGUGAAUGUUGGGGGCCCUUCACAAAAUGAUACAUUGUGGAGAAGCUGGGAAACAGAUGACACUUACCUGCCUGAUCCAAACUCUGCUAAGGAAAGCAACAAAGGUACCCUUGGUAGUAGAAUUUACAACGGAGAAAUUGAUGGUUUGGUUGCAUCUAAUGAGUCUGUUGCCCCGGAUUGGGUUUACCAGACUGCUAAAGUACUGAUGAAUAUCACUGCUAGCGGGCCAGCCAAUUCCUCCAACAUAACUUGGUCUUUUAGAGUGAGUGGGAAUGCUAGACACAUUGUCCGGGCUCACUUCUGUGACAUUAUUGGUUCGCCGCCUGGUAACAUUAGAUUUAACUUGUAUUCAAACGGCAACUUCCGCAAGGAGAUCGGCGGCAUUUCUCAAUCUGUUCCUUUCUACUAUGACUUCGUGGUGAAUUCUAGUGAGUUUGAACUCAUUAACAUCAGCAUAGGACCUAGGAAUGAUUCUUGGGAACAAAAUGCAUAUCUAAAUGGUCUGGAAAUAUUGGAGAUAGUGGAGGGAUUAGCUCCAAUUCCUAAUGUGAGAGAGUCCAAGAAGAAUAUUGUGGCUCCUGUGGUUGGUUCAGUUCUUGGAGGCCUGUCACUCAUCUGCGUUUUAAUAGUUGGAUUUGUGUUCGGUUUCAGACACACAAAGGCGAAAAAACGUGUGGAAACUUCAGUUUGGUCACCAAUGCCUGCAAAUGGAGGAGGGAGUUCUCACGGCUCCCCUCUCAAUCUUAAUUAUCUUGGGUUGAAGAUAUCUUUUAAUGAAAUUCAGUCUGCAACAAACAACUUUAACACAAAGUUGGUGAUAGGUAAGGGUGGCUUUGGGAAUGUUUAUAGAGGGAUUCUCUUGAAUGGUACAAAAGUGGCUGUGAAGCGAGCUUAUAAGCGAGAUGAGCAUGGAUCAGGUUCAGGCCAAGGUCUCCCAGAAUUCGAAACAGAAAUCAUAGUGUUGUCGAAAAUCCGCCACCGCCAUCUUGUCUCCUUAAUUGGUUAUUGUAAUGAAAGGUCUGAGAUGAUACUAGUGUAUGAGUUCAUGGAAAAAGGGACGUUGAGAGAUCAUUUGUAUGAUUCGGAUGUGCCUCGCUUGUCAUGGAAGCAAAGACUUGAAAUUUGUACUGGUGCAGCAAGGGGUCUUCAUUAUCUCCACACAGGUGCAGCUGGGGGAAUCAUUCACCGUGAUGUCAAGUCCACCAACAUAUUGCUUGAUGAAAACCAUGUAGCCAAAGUUGCAGAUUUUGGCCUUUCGAGAUCUGGAGCUCUCGAUGAAACGCAUGUCAGCACCAAUGUUAAAGGCACUUUUGGUUAUCUUGAUCCUGAGUACAUGAUGUCUGAACAGUUGACAGAAAAAUCUGAUGUUUACUCAUUUGGUGUAGUUCUACUUGAAGUGUUGUGUGCAAGACCAGCUAUUGAUCCAACGCUUCCAAGAGAGCAAAUGAACUUGGCUGAAUGGGGAAUGCUUUGCCAGAAAAGAGGGCUGCUUGAAGAGAUUGUUGAUUCUCCACUAAAGGGUCAGAUUGAUCCUAACUCACUGCGUAAGUUUGGUGAGACGGUUGAGAAGUGUUUGCAAGAAGAUGCAUGUGAUAGGCCAACAAUGGCUGAUGUGCUGUGGGAUUUGGAGUAUGCAUUACAGCUUCAGCAAACAACAAAGCUUAAAGAGGCUCAUGAGGACAGCACAACCAUUGAUGCUUCAUCAGCAGCAUUCGCUUUGCCAAAUGUUCAGCGUUUUCCUUCACUUGGUUUGACGAGGAAUGGAGAUGAUAUCAGGGAAGCUGACUUGGAGACGACAGAAAGUGAAAUUUUCUCUCAAUUGAAAAUUGGUGAUGCCAGAUAAAUAUGAACUUUGUCAGGUAACACUACUCUUGUUUAAGUUUCUUUAGCCUGUAGAAGUAAGUUAGAUGUACCUUAUUAAUUAGAAUCGUGUCUUUGAUUUCAUCAGCACCACUUUGCCAUCUCUAAGAUGUGAUAUAAUAGUAUUAAUUGUGUAAAAGUAACAUAUGGCAGACAUUUGACUGUUCUCCUUGAGACUCUACUUCAAAGACCCUUAUACUCUCAUAGCCU
Molecule: messenger RNA, 2492 nt
Organism: Rosa rugosa (rugosa rose)
Lineage: Eukaryota; Viridiplantae; Streptophyta; Magnoliopsida; Rosales; Rosaceae
Product: probable receptor-like protein kinase At2g23200
Exons: 2
Coding region: 1-2265 (754 amino acids)
Biological process (GO): protein autophosphorylation
Cellular component (GO): plasmodesma; plasma membrane
Molecular function (GO): transmembrane receptor protein tyrosine kinase activity; ATP binding
Source: RefSeq, a predicted model, not a curated record